GGUUGAGUAAUGCGAGUUGGGUUUUUUUUAUUAACACCCCUAACCGAGUCUGCCAUCUCUUAAUGACUACUAACGAGUAACCACCAGCCAGGCUGCGGAAUUCACAACCCGAGAUCAUCCCGGAACUUUCACGAUCAUCGCUUAAUCUUCGUCAACAUCAAGAUGAUGAUUUCACGAAUCAGUCGUUCAAUUUCCAGAUCGUCACGGUCUUCACUUUUGAACGCUGUUACUGGUUGUGAUGGAUAUGGCGCUAGAAUUGCAUCUCAAUCUGGCGUGUUUGCAUCGCACUCCGAAUCUGGGCUAGGAUUUUUCAAUUCUCACUUUUCAUCAGUUGGUGCUGCUAAACAAGUCGCUCCUUCGUUUUCGCCUUUAUCAAACCCCAAUCUUGUUAACCCUAGCUUUUCCAGGUGCAUCUCUACUGAUAGUUCAAUUAAACAAAAUUAUGAGAUAAAGGAGGGUAUGGGGGAAAAUAAGAAUGUCCUUCGUCCAUUAUCUCCUCAUCUUCCUGUUUACAAGCCGCAGUCUCACUCUACUAUGUCAAUUUUGAAUAGAGUGUCAGGAAUGUACUUGACGGGUAUGUUGGUGGUGUUCCAUCUCGCUUACCUAAAGGCUGGCGCAAUUUGUUUCACCUAUCCAAUUUUUUAUCAGGCGGUCUUUUAUUCGUCAAAGCUUACUCUAGUAUCUCUUGAGGUUGCUGCCCUCGCUUUUGCUUACCAUUUCUAUUAUGGUAUUCGUCAUUUGAUGGAGGAUUAUUCAGGACUUACGAUCCUUAAAAGAAUGAUCAAGUGAAAAUGAUGGGAUGUCUAGAACUACUUCUUUACCUUUUGUUUUCAGAAAAUAAAAUGAAGUUUCUGUUCUUGCGGAAUUUGAGAAGUGCUUGGUCUUUUGGAAUGCUUGUAGUGUUAUCUUUGAAGUCACCUACAUUAAGCUCUAUUUUGGCCUUUUGUAUAACUCCAUUUGAUCCUCUAGUUACCUUUUAGAUAUGAAAUUAUGAACACUUGUUCUUUUCCCUUA
Molecule: messenger RNA, 1014 nt
Organism: Amaranthus tricolor (Joseph's coat)
Lineage: Eukaryota; Viridiplantae; Streptophyta; Magnoliopsida; Caryophyllales; Amaranthaceae
Exons: 4
Coding region: 163-789 (208 amino acids)
Biological process (GO): tricarboxylic acid cycle; mitochondrial electron transport, succinate to ubiquinone
Cellular component (GO): membrane
Molecular function (GO): succinate dehydrogenase activity; electron transfer activity
Source: RefSeq, a predicted model, not a curated record